This is a messenger RNA of Daldinia vernicosa, 1871 nucleotides long. Its product is annotated as 60Kd inner membrane protein-domain-containing protein. The coding region runs from base 84 to 1568 and encodes 494 amino acids. The transcript has 3 exons. Gene Ontology annotation, cellular component: mitochondrial inner membrane. Gene Ontology annotation, biological process: protein insertion into mitochondrial inner membrane from matrix; mitochondrial respiratory chain complex IV assembly. NCBI's taxonomy places the organism in Eukaryota, Fungi, Ascomycota, Sordariomycetes, Xylariales, Hypoxylaceae. Gene Ontology annotation, molecular function: membrane insertase activity. The record is from RefSeq and is a predicted model, not a curated record.
GCAGAGGUAAAAAAUUCCAAUGGAAUUUAUAUCCUACAUGUAAGUGGUCGGCUUCAGCUUCUACAGCGCUCACAAUUAUCGUCAUGCUGCCGAGCAGAGGACUUCCAAGGUCAAUCCCAGCCUCAGCGCUGCGGAACACCUGGUCUACUCGGACACAGCCGAUUCGACCUUUGCAAGUUCCCAUACGAUACUUCUCCCAGGUACAGUCUCGGUCUACGCGAUUGAAUAGUGUUCGAAAUAUUUCGUGUGCGCCAACAUCACUAUUCGGCUCCCGAACAAUUGUCGCUGCUACCGCAUCCAGCGUAUUCGCUCAGCGCUCCGGAGCUUCGCGAAAUCUUUCGUUAUGGCCCUUCUCUUCUAAGAAGCAGUCUCCAGUCGAAACGGAGCCCGCUUCUACCCCAGAGCCUCUAUACACAGAGCCCCCGGCGCCUGUCGAGAAUUACGAACGCUUCCCCGAGGAACCCUUAGCAAGUACAACGUCGACUUCUGCUCCGACAGAUCACACACAGAGCGCCUUUAGCGACUUGGACCUGACUUCUGUCCUCGAUAUCCCCGAGCAGAUAGGAUACCUCAAGAAUCUCGGAUUAGAUUUCGGAUGGGGUCCGACAUCUUGCUGCGAAUGGAUCCUCGAACAUCUGUACAUAUACACGGGUAUGCCCUGGUGGGCUGCGAUCGCCGCGGUGGCUGCCGUAUGGCGUCUCAUCAUGUUCUGGCCUACUUUAACAGCUAGCAAGCACAGCGCGCUGAUCCAACAACUCGAAAGGAAUCCGGCCUACGCCAAAGCCAAGGAGGAAUUUAACGAGGCCGCGUGGAAAACUCGCGACCGCAUGGCUCAGAUGCGAGCUUCGGAAAAGAUGAUGAGGUUAAAAAAAGAGACGGGUGCUAGCACAUUUCGCAUGCUCGCUACGUUCUGGACCGUUCCAUUUAGUUUUGGCAUGUUUCGACUGCUCCGAGGCAUGGCCGCCCUGCCCGUACCCAGCCUUGAGACUGGAGGCUUGGCCUGGUUCACCGAUCUGACUGUUCACGAUCCUUACUACAUUCUACCCAUUACUUCUAUAGCACUCACGGCUGUUAUGUUCAAGCAAACAAGGGCUGCCAGCUUGUCAAAGGAUCCAAAAACCGAAGGUAUUACCAAGCUAAUGAUGUACGGUCUGCCUCCCGUCGUAUUCCUCGGCACGGCUUGGCUCCCGGCGGGUGUCCAGUGGUUCUUCCUAAUGCUCACCACCGGUUCCAUCGUACAGACGUCGGCGACUCUUAACCCAACCAUCCGCCGCUUAGCCGGCCUCCCUCCUCUGCCAAUGCCAAACCAGGGUGGAGGACUAAUCCAGACCGCCGCCGUGGCUACCCCGACGUGGCAAGCACCAACAUCUUUUGCCCAGAGAUCCGCAAGUGAGGCUACUCAGGGAAUCACCGAAUCGGCCAAAGGCCUAUUAGGCGUUGACAAGCAGAAGGAGGAGUGGAAGAAGGCUCAGGCGUACGAAGAGCGCAGGGCCGCGGAAGAAAAGGAAAAGGCGUACCGGAGGAUGGAAGAACUACGCCGGAAACAAGCCGAAAAGGGAGGGUUAUGAGAGCACAGUCACCAACUGACGAACGCGAUGCGACGGUAGGGGUUGUAUCAUAGCAUAGACGAAGCAUCGAUCUUGAACCAGAUAGAGGCAUCUGCUACUGGAAAGAUACUGGGCUACGUACACGUGUAGGGUGAGGAAUACCCGCAAUUGUAAUUGCAUUGUAUAUAUAAACGUACAUUCAUGUGCAAUACAAAACUCCAAAUAGUUCAAGUUGAGACUUUAAGAGAGUCGAAUCGCGUAUUACUAGGUAGCUAUCUAUUAGUAUCCUAUUGGCGAACAUGACGAACACUUCUUGUAGAAAAC